AUGGAUCGUACUUCAAGUCGUUCACCAGCUCGACGUUCACCUCAACAUCGUGGUCAUCACAAAUUUGAAAUAAAAGCCACAGGCGAAGCAGCUAAAAACUACAACUUCAAAGCAGCCCGACCACCGAAAAAACGAACUAAUUUGAUCGAAACCAUUGGUAACCUCGCUAAGAGCUGUCUAGGAGGCGGAGUUGUAGCCAUCCAUGAGUCAUACAAAAUGUGCGGUCUGUGGACAUCUUUUGUUUUAACCAUCGUCAUUGGCUUUUGCAUCAGCUACGCUAUGUAUAUGAUCGCUCAUUCCGCACAAAGAAUUUAUGGCAGGGCACAAGUACCAGCUAUGAGCUACCCUGAUCUUGCCGAGGCAACGUUGGAGAUUGGCCCCUUUGAAGGCUUAAGAAAAUACAGCAAAUUUUUUAGGUACCUUGUUGAUUUCAACAUAUGCUUCAAUCUUUUUGGAUCUUGCUGCGUCUACCAAAUCAUGAUGGCGCGCACUAUCAAGCAACUGGUAGAGGGGACUAAUGAGGUCACAUUGGGUGGAAACCCACCAUUAAGAGUUUACAUAAUUUGCCUUGUCGUACCAUGUAUACUGAUUUGUAUGAUUACCACUUUGAAGUACCUUGCGCCGUUUUCUAUUGUCGCUGAUUUUAUUAUAUUUACUGUGGCAAUGGCGACGGUUCUCUACUCAGUAAAAUCAGCUGAUCACAGCCCUUUAGACAUGCCGAUAUUCAAAACAGUUGCCGGCCUGUUUGAGUUUAUGGGAGUUUGUAUGGUCAGCAUGGAAGGUAUAGGCGCUGUGAUGGCGAUAGAGAACAAUAUGGAAGAACCUAGGAAAAUGGCACUUGCUUUGUUUGGAGGUAUGUCAAUCGUCGUGAGUAUCGUUGUUACAAUUGGUUUCUUUGGCUAUUGGGGCUUCGGAGAGAGUUCUAAAUCUCCUGUAACACUUAAUUUCCCUUUAGAACCGUUUCCAAUAGCACUCAAGUUACUGCUUGGCCUCAUGAUAUAUGUAACGUUUGCCCUCAACUUCUGGUUUCCAUUCGACUUGAUGUGGCACUACAUUAAGAAGAAGUACGAUCCAUCAAAGUAUUGGUUAUGGGAACGGGUGUAUAGAACCAUAUUCAUUUGCAUCAUAACCGCCAUAGCGACAACGUUUCCCAACGUUUCUAAAUUAAUUGGAGUGCUGGGGUCCUAUUGCAUUUCUAAUAUGGGUUUCAUAUAUCCAGCCUUCAUCGAGUUGUGCCUAGAUUGGACCGAUCCCGGUCUAGGUUUCAUGAUGUGGAGGUUCUGGAGGUUUAUCUUGAUAACAACGUUCGGUCUUAUAUUGUGCAUCGUUGGUACCUACACUAACGUCAAAGGUCUUAUCAAGGAGUCUUUCUAGAUUAUUCUUCUGUUCUGAUUUUGUCAAUAUAUGAUGAGAUGUUUUUCAUUUAAUUUAUCUCGUUUUGUAUUAUUUUGGAGAUUG
Molecule: messenger RNA, 1458 nt
Organism: Melitaea cinxia (Glanville fritillary)
Lineage: Eukaryota; Metazoa; Arthropoda; Insecta; Lepidoptera; Nymphalidae
Product: proton-coupled amino acid transporter-like protein CG1139
Exons: 9
Coding region: 1-1374 (457 amino acids)
Biological process (GO): amino acid transmembrane transport
Cellular component (GO): vacuolar membrane
Molecular function (GO): amino acid transmembrane transporter activity
Source: RefSeq, a predicted model, not a curated record